AUGGAUCUCGGGGAUCAACCUACCAAUGUAUUGUGUUGUGACAAUUUUGCAUCAAUAACCUAUGAAUAUUUCGAAACCCAAUGGCAAUCGCCUUCCUCUAUAGCAAAAAAGCAUUUACAAGACGUGGAAACCGCUUGGAGGAAACACGGCACUUUAGUAUAUUACGACGCAAAACGAGAAGGGAUCUGGGUUUUUCAACCAAGCCCAAAUUCCCCGAACAAAGCUCUCGAUGAAGGGGACGAUUUACUGAGCCAAGCCAACCUUCCUACUGUGCAAGGUGUCGAGUUGUUGAAGAAGGAUAAAGGAACAUAUGAACCUUCCUACCUUGCAAAGAACAAAUCCAUACUCGCAGCUAGUUUGAACACCCCCAGUAGCACGUCUUCGCCUUCACCUCUCGAAAAUGCACUACGCAAUGCACAGAAUGUCAAUGCAAGGGCUAUGCAAGCAAAUUCGGCCCAGAAUCUACAUGAUCCGGCAGGAGCAUCUCCUGGUGUUAAAUCCGUGGCCAGUCUAGGUGACACUUUUGCGUUUCUGAAAGAAGUCCAGGAGCACUUCAUAUCAUCCGUUCAGGGCUCCAUCAUGUAUAGGCUUUGCAACGACCACGCAUUGAUUCCUCUCAACUCACGGACCUUACUUCUCCCCUCAGAAUCACCAUCUAGAUCAAUGGCAUAUUACCAAUCUCCAAAGGUUUCUGACGACACAGUCACUCUGGUUGAUUUAGACAUCAGUCUCACUUCUCUGGGUACCCUAAUGGUAAAAGCUUGUUCUUACGUCACCCCUGGUCUUCAGAGUAUAAGCCACUCAAGCCCAGAGAAGCUCCAAAGAACUUUAUCCCAGGGUACUGAAUUAUGGCUAGCGCCAGGGGGAAACCCAGCGAAAUUUUACUCAUUUUAUGACGAUGAGCAACUGCCCGGAAUUCAACCUAUUUCGGAUUUACAAAAAUAUCCUGAAGAUCAAAGCUGGCGCUUUUAUGGAACGACAAUCAAGUCCUGGCAAUCUCGAUGUUUGGAUUGGUUGUCGACCAAGGGUUUUGAUUCAACUUCAAUCGAAGAAGGAGGAUGGAUGUUUGUGCAGGUGCUAAAUGCUAAUUAUGGAUCUUCGAACCCCGAAUACGCAGAUAUAUCUUCUUCCGAUGAAGGUGCUAUUGUACCUUGGCCAACGCUGUUAUGCUUCAGGGCCAUCAAAACUUCUACAACUGACCUGCAGCCUUCAAGUGCGAAUUAUUUCGGGCUUGUAGAUCCUCUGACAUUUGUAGAAGAAUGGUCUAUUAACGCCGAAGAAAGGGCGAGGAUCAUGUCGAAUAGGCAGCAGGAGCGGAAUGUCGUAAAGGCUGCUAAAGAACAGGCUGAUCAGGAAGCCCAAAUCAUUCGAGCAAACAACCAUUCUACAGCAUUACUGGAAAAGGGUAGCAAUGCUGGCGCAAUGUAUCCCACACCUCCAGAUGCCAUACAUCACCCUGGGGGACCAACGCCAUCAUUCGACGGUGCAGUCACAACGCCUGGGAACCCUACCCAUUUAUUCCCGCAUGAUCACGAAGCAACUAAUCCCAGCACAUCCAUCAUGAACACCGCGGACACUGAUAACUGGGUAACUUCAGAACAGAAACAUCGCUCAAAUUCCAAUAUGAACUUUGGAGAAAAUGACAAUGAUAAUGAUAAUCUCUUUGGAGACAUGGGAGGAGAUUUGUUUGGCGAUACAGACAUCACGGAUGCCGACUUCAACUUUUUCGACCAACCUGAUGACAUAGAAAUGGAUCAUCAGUCAAGAUCCCCGGUCGAACCUAAUUUGCCUCCUGCUCAUCAACAUAAGGUUGUUGAAAAGUUAUCCGUUCCCAGUAAGCCAUCAGUGCCUCAACCAAUAUCAAAGGAUACAAUCAUGAAGGAUUCUCAGCCAGAGAACAACAUACAACAACCCACGUUCGACCAGCGCUUCUCAACUUCAGAAAUGGAUUUGGAUGUGGAAAUGUCAAACAAUAACGACAGCUUGAUAGCUUCUGCUCGACCACCCUCUCCACCACGCAUUGUGGCUCCUUUCGACAAAGAAAUAGUAUUCGGCCAGUUGGCAAGACGGAAACGAAAACGAAAAUCGAAAUCGCAGUCAUCUAGCGAGUCCAGCGUAUUCGAUGAAGUCAAAUUUGAAUACUCUUUAACAGAGGUUGAUGAGAAGUAUGGUUGUAAUGGGCGAUUUCGAUAUUCCGAUGAUGAUCUGAAACCACAGCUUGUAGAGCCGCACGAUCCUACGAACCCAGAAUCUUUUGGUAGACGAAAAAGUGAGAAUAAAGCACACGAAUCUGAUGUGUUGACUCGAAUUCUGAAUAAUGACAAUGCGCAGUAUGAAUUUGAGUUAGAUAAUGAAGCAGAGCUAGAUAUUGCUAGCGAUUCUAACAGUAUAAGCGACGCAUCGGAAUCUGACGAGACACCACCAGUAGGGGUUUCGACCAUGGUUAAACUCGGCAUGAAAGGAAAACGCUAUUUUGAUGAGGCCAGUAUAAGUUCAUACAACGCUUUUACCGGAGAAUAUGAACCCUCCGCAGGGACUCCACAGUCAGUGAUCGAACCACACAUUCCGAUUUUCGAAUCUGAUCCCGCAGAUUGGUCUCUAACGCCGUAUUUUACCUCCCCCGAACCAGAUAUUCAGCCUAGCGGGUUAUCGGAUCUAGACUUGAUCGAAACGGCCCAAAUCAUUGCAGAUCAAGCUGCUUCAGGGUCUCUUCGUGUGAACGAUCGAAUAAGUCAGAACCCGGACGCCCAUGACCAGGCUACCUUUGCUACUAGAAGACUAAUGACUGAUGUCUUGCAAGCUACGAAGGUGUUCUUGAAAGAUGUCAAAAAUUGUACUCUGAAGUCAUACCUUACCAUCCCUGGGAUUCCAGCUGUAAAUGCGGCUUUGCGUUUACCACCCCAGGGCCGACCCAUGCCAAAUCCUAGAGCAGCACAGCAUACGGAUCCUUCAAAAUCUAGCAAUCUAUUUCCCAUUCAACCUCCACAGCUUGAAGUACGUAGAGGCGACUCCAAGUUGGCAGUUCUACCUCCCGCAAUACACUUUUGGGAUAACUUAGGGCUGGCGCCUUACACAGGAAACAAAGAUGUUAACGCUGUUUGCAUAUAUCCCAAUAUCGUAGGCAUCAAUGAGAAUGCUGAUAUCUUCCUCGAUCAAAUGCGAGGGGCGUAUGAGUCAUUCAGAUUUGGAGGACACGAUCGUAUUAUGUUUCCAGACUCACCUAGCGGCCUUCUGAAUUACCCAUGCGAUGUCAAUACAAAUAAGGCAGCUUACCUGAGCUCGCUUAAAGAUGUAUUGACGCGGUUGGGCAAGAAUCUAUCAACUAUGACUGCGGAAGAGAAAAAUGUCGUUGUAUACUUCGUUUAUCCUCUCAAUAAUCAGUCUCUACUCGUGAAUAUCUGCACUGCUUUCAAGCACCUGUUCAAGGUCUACAGGAAGUCGUUGUCCGAAAAAAAGCUGAAAAUUUACAACGAAUUGGUGCUGCAGCUUGUGCCGUUGGAUUUUAUGGCUGCUCCUAAUUCAUUAGUAGUACCGUCGCCGGCGGAAUAUUCACGUCUUGCUAUGGAAGUAUAUGAUCGCUGUGUAGAUUUCGUAUCAUCUUCCACUACAGCAGCUAUUCUUCUAGAGAAACCUCUUCCCCGGAACAUUGAUUUUAAGUUGAAUAUCAAUCCAUCUCCUGCAUUGUUGCAAGAGAACUCAUGUCUUCAUAUUGCUUAUGCUCAAAGUAUCGACGAACGAUGGAUUACUGCCGCAUGGUCAGAUAAUAGGGGCACCAAACAGAUGACAGCCUCAUAUUGCCUUGGCCGGAAGAACGAGCCAUUCACUCUUCUCUUUACGGAUGUUGCGAAUGAAAUCUGGGAGACCACUCUUGACUUGAUCUCCAGCAAAAAGGUUCACUGGCGUAUAAUCAUUGCAAAGACUGCUGUGAUGGAACAAUCUGAAAUCGAUUUUUGGACAGGUCUUGCCUCCACAGAAUCAAAUGGUUCGAUCAGUCUCACACUAGUCACUGUACAAUCAGACCCAUCUUUAAGGGUAUUGCCCCCACAAACAAAAAUUCCGCUGCCAUCGAUGACAACAUCACAGUCCGCUACGACGCCCGUCUCCACACCUCAAGCAUCUCAAUCUUCGGUCUUCUCCCCGGGCAAUGCAUCAACACCAACAACGAAUGCCCCUACCCCUUCCGAAGCACCAUCUACAUCUACACCCGCUGUUCCUCCCGAACCCGAUGAUCAAAGCUCUCGUCUCCUAGAUGUCACAGAUCAAACUUGGGGUGCAAUCCUCUCUCAUCGCCUCAACAAUUCAAAUUCUCUUCUCGAAUUUAAUCCUGCUCUUAUUUCCGGCUACCUCUUAAAAAAUAGCGGUACGAGCACCGAUGAUCCGCCGAUAGUAUUGGAAGUCAAUAUCAUCCAUGCGGAGGUUGUAGGAAAUCCGCGCACAUUUCACGAUACUUUGUUAAGGGAGAUUUUAGGUUAUUAUAGGGGAUUGGCUACUUUGGCAAGGGUCAGAGGCGUGGUGCAUCCUGUCAGAGACGGGAGACCUUGGCAUGUUGCGGCUGCGGAGAAGGCGGUCAAAGCUUUGUAUAUGUUACUUUGA
Molecule: messenger RNA, 4593 nt
Organism: Botrytis deweyae
Lineage: Eukaryota; Fungi; Ascomycota; Leotiomycetes; Helotiales; Sclerotiniaceae
Exons: 2
Coding region: 1-4593 (1530 amino acids)
Biological process (GO): regulation of transcription by RNA polymerase II
Cellular component (GO): mediator complex
Molecular function (GO): transcription coregulator activity
Source: RefSeq, a predicted model, not a curated record